Molecule: messenger RNA, 1303 nt
Organism: Thunnus maccoyii (southern bluefin tuna)
Lineage: Eukaryota; Metazoa; Chordata; Actinopteri; Scombriformes; Scombridae
Gene: nop16
Product: NOP16 nucleolar protein homolog (yeast)
Exons: 5
Coding region: 111-644 (177 amino acids)
Biological process (GO): ribosomal large subunit biogenesis
Cellular component (GO): nucleolus
Source: RefSeq, a predicted model, not a curated record
AGUCACAUGACCGGAACGUAACAAACACGUGCUUCCUGCUGCCGCACGCUGCCUCCUGCUCAACACCAACAAACCUCCGCUGAGCUGAGAAAACAGAGAAAAACACAAACAUGCCGAAAGCCAAGAAGUCAGGAAAGAGAAAGAAGUUCGAUUAUAAUCAGGACCGAAAGAAAAUGAAGAAGAAGUUCAUAAAGAAAUGUAACCCGAGGAUAGAAGAUCCGCAGAUCCGAAACGCGUGGGACGACAAGAAGUCCAUGGCCAGGAACCUGCAGGAGAUGGGUCUGGCUUUCGAUCCAAACCGCACUCUGCCAAUCAUGAAACAGAGACUCCUCGGUGAUGACAAAGUGACUAAAGCUCCCGCCGGCAUCGUGACCAAACCCUACGUCCUCAACCAGCUGGAGGAGGAGGCCAACCGUCCCGAGAAAGACUCCAAGACUUUAUCCUCCGACCUGAUCGAGUACGCUCAGUACAUGAUCCGGGAACACAAAGACGACUUCAAGGCGAUGGCCAGAGAUGAGAAGAACUACUAUCAGGACACACCCAAACAGAUCAAGAGGAAAAUCAACGAGUACAAACGCUGCCACCCGGCGCACUACGACGCCUUCGUCAAGUCGCUCGCUGCUCCAGAGCCGAUGAUCCAGUAGAGAGAGAUUAUCAGCUUCAGCCUGACUUUUAUAUUAUUCUCUGCAGCAGGACGAGACAGACGUCAUUCUGGAGAAACUGUGACUGAUGUCCAGAAUGAGGACGGAAGAUACUCCGUAAUCAGAGUGACAGGAAGUGCAGACGACGAUGCAGGAGAAUUGAGGGAUGAGCUGUUUUGUUUCUGUCAUUUUAUCUUGAAGAGAAAACUUUUCAGGACUUUCUUUUUUGUUCCUGUCCUCCCUGUCAAGAUAAACCAACAUUUCCCCAUUUUGUUAGAGGAGUAUUGUCCUGAUCCCACUAACAAAAAUAAUGUCAUGAAUGUGAAAUGUUGACUGAGAUGUAUUUUUUUUUAAUCGAUCAUUUAAAUACCUUGAAGCUCGUUUAGCAGACUUGUGUUUAGUUCAAGUUCAAGUAACAUCAACGUCAUUCUCUAAAGAAAAUCUCCCUGCAGCAUCGUUGUUUUUACACUGCGGUGGAGAUACGUGCAGUUUUGUGUUGAAAACAUAUUUCCAUUCAUGUUUACAUGCAAAGAAAAACGCCCGUUCAUAACUUAGUCAGCCAGUUGACCCAGUUUGUGUUAAUGAAUUGUGAACAGCUGGGUCAGAAUAACAUGGUUUAGGUCAUAUUCUAAGGAAAAUAUUAAACAUGUUAUUACAAAAUG